Cryphonectria parasitica EP155 is the source of this 1269-nucleotide messenger RNA. Its product is annotated as carbon-nitrogen hydrolase. Bases 1 to 1269 code for a protein of 422 amino acids. NCBI's taxonomy places the organism in Eukaryota, Fungi, Ascomycota, Sordariomycetes, Diaporthales, Cryphonectriaceae. The transcript is spliced from 4 exons. Gene Ontology annotation, molecular function: catalytic activity. The record is from RefSeq and is a predicted model, not a curated record.
AUGGCCCCAGGCUCCAUCCGCCUAGCCACGGCCUCGCCCGCGACGCAGCCCACGACGGCCCAAACGCUCGCGCAGAUCCGACACAUCGCCCAGCGCGCCGCCUCGUCCCACAGCGCCGACAUCCUCCUGCUCCCCGAGGCGUACAUCGGCGGCUACCCGCGCGGGUCGGCGUUCGGCUGCGUCGUGGGCGGGCGGUCUGCCGAGGGCCGCGACGAGUUCGUGCGGUACUUUGAGGCGGCGGUGGACCUGGGCGAUGUGGUGGGGGACGGAGGCGCCGGUGGGGGCGAGGCCUGGGUGCGGCGGGCGCUGCCUGUGGAUGAGGUAGUGGUGGAUGGUGGCGAUGGCGAGGGGGGGAAGAGCAGGAGGAGGAGGGGGGGGGACGGGACGAGGGAGGAGCUGGAGGGGAUUGCGGCCGAGACGGGGGUGUUUCUUGUCGUGGGGUGCAUUGAGAGGGCGGGGGGGAGUUUGUACUGCUCUGCUGUGUAUGUUUGUCCCAAGAGGGGCAUGAUUGGGAAGAGGAGAAAGGUCAUGCCGACCGGCACAGAACGCCUCAUCUGGGCCCAAGGCUCUCCUCGCACCCUCCAGGCCGUCUCCACCAUCAUCCGCGGCAUCCGCAUCAACAUGGCCGCCGCCAUCUGCUGGGAAAACUACAUGCCCCUCCUCCGCCAGACCCUGUACGCCCAGAACGUGAACCUGUGGCUGGCCCCGACGGCCGACGGGCGAGAUGCCUGGCUGGGCCUCGUCCGCACCAUCGGCAUCGAGGGCCGCUGUUUUGUCGUGAGCUCCAACAUGUGUAAGCGCCGCGAGGAGGAGGAGGGAGGAGAUGGUGAUGAUGAUGAUGGGGAGGACGUCACGCCGUACGGGCAGGAGCAGGGCCGGCGGACGAGGAGACGGUCUGUCAUUGAUGAGAAUGGCAAUGAGAUUGUCCUGUGCACCAAGGGGGACGAGGGGGUGAAUGGGACAGCUGAGAAGACGACGACGACGACGACGACGACGAGGGGUGAAAUCAAGAAGAAUAUCAACAACAAAAAGAAGACGGGCGAGGAGGCUUUCAUUUCCCGCGGCGGGUCGUGCAUCACGGGCCCAUUUGGCGAUGUCCUUGCUGGGCCGCAGUGGGAAGACGACGAGGGCAUCAUCUGGGCCGAUGUGGAUUUCAAGGACUGUAUCCGUGGCCGGCUGGAUCUGGAUGCUGGUGGGAGCUACUCGAGAAACGACUCGUUCAAGCUUUCUGUUGAGGGCUUGGACCUGCACCCGUUGCCAUACUUUUGA